Molecule: messenger RNA, 2575 nt
Organism: Epinephelus lanceolatus (giant grouper)
Lineage: Eukaryota; Metazoa; Chordata; Actinopteri; Perciformes; Serranidae
Gene: pdlim2
Product: PDZ and LIM domain 2 (mystique)
Biological process (GO): heart development; muscle structure development; actin cytoskeleton organization
Cellular component (GO): stress fiber; filamentous actin; adherens junction
Molecular function (GO): actin binding; muscle alpha-actinin binding
Source: RefSeq, a predicted model, not a curated record
ACCUCCUCCCUGCUGCGACACGCCCAGUUAUGCUGCCCGUGUCAAACCUUUUAUUUUGGUAAUAGCACAUGGCACCGCGAGCUCAUCCCAGUGAUACCACUGCGCGCGCAGCCACAGGUGGUGUUCAUGCGUGCCACCUUCACAUCUGAAGCAACAGAAGAAGAGAGACGGGGUACUAGCAGCGCUUCAUCACCGCUUCACUGACGGAGGAAACUCAUAAAGCUGCUUUCUGCUUUGUUGGGAGCGGGUGUUGUUGGAGGCUAAGGUGAAGUGGGACCUACUGUCUGCUGGGUGUGUGUUCAGGGCUUUGUCGAGGAGCGCGCCGAGGUUUAACAGGUGGAGAAGGCACAUUAAAUCACUGCACUCACCUUGGGUUUGGACAAGAGUGUGUGCUGAUCCGAUCACUAAAUGGCGCUGACGGUGAACCUUAUCGGUCCUUCACCAUGGGGCUUCAGAAUAUUUGGAGGACGGGACUUCAAGAAAGCCAUAACUGUAUCAAAGGUCAACAGGGGCAGCAAGGCAGAGCAAGCAGACCUGCAGCCCGGUGACAUUAUCUUGGAGAUCAAUGGGGAAAACACGGCCGACAUGCUGAACGUGGAGGCGCAGAACAAGAUCAAGAGCUCGACUCAGCUGCAGCUGGUGGUGGACAGACCUGAACCUCCCAGUCCUGGACAGACUAAUGGCAUUAGCACCCCUGAGCAGCUCACCGGACGCUUCCAGGAGGCAGUAAUAGUGAGUCGAGAUGAGAAUCAGAACUACAGAGAGUACACCAUCUCCAGCCCUGCGUCGCUGUCCCCUGGACCUUAUUCACCAGAUCCUCCUGCCAGCCCCGACGGGAAGAGGGACAGACUGACAGCGACCACCAACAAGGGUGUCCAACUGCGUCCAUGGUCUCCAGAGGACAGGAGUCACAGGAUGUCCAGGCCACUGUCACAGGAGUUCUCCCCUCCAGACUACAGAAAUAACUCUGUGUCCAGCAGAACCCCGACACCCCCAGGACGCUAUUCACCUCAUAGCCCCAUUGAUCGGGACGCACCCAUGUCCCCACGUCGCAGCAGUUCGAGCUCUGACUACGCCAUGCAGAGGUUCGACAAGGACUCAGAGGUAUACAAGAUGAUUCAGGAGAAUAAGGAAUUCCGCACGGCACCUCGUCAGUCCAACACCUUCAAAAUGCUGCAAGAGGUCCUGGAGGCUGACGAGAAAGAGGCAGCCCUGCGGUUCCCAGGGAAACUUUCCCCCAACGUCCCCAAACCAGGCACAGCAGUGGCAGGAGUCAAAAAAACCCACAUCUGUGAGAAGUGCGGCACCAGCAUUUUAACACUGGCCGUGCGCAUCUCGGACGACCGCUUCCGCCACGCAGAGUGCUACACUUGCACAGAUUGUGGUCUUAACCUCAAGAUGAGAGGUCAUUUUUGCGUCGGAGAUGUGAUGUACUGUGAGAAGCACGCCAACCAGAGGUACAAAGGCCCAGGUAGUUCCCCUCAAGUCACCGUGUCCCCUCGCCAAUGAGUCUGCCACUCUUCACCUGCCCCGCUCUGAACGUCGAGUGCUGCUUAUCUGCCUGAAGCUCCACACCACCUGACUCAGUUAUAGACCUUGGGAUGGGGCGUGGAGGUGGACACUGGUCAGCAAAAUGGCAGAGGGUGCUUUUUUUCUGAUCACAUUUAACCAUACUUUGCAAUAUUAUGAUUCACUUUCUUGCCUUUCUUAUAAUUGUAUGAGAAUUGGGGCUUUUGUUUUUCUAUGGCCUGGCCUCGACGGUCUCUUUAGGUUAUUCUUAGCUCUAAUGAUGCACAGCUGCCAUGGACUCAAGCCACAUCGCAUUGUACUAAGGCCAGAUUUACAUAACACCAACGCUUUGACAAACUCAACAGAACUGGCUCUCUGACUCUCCGAGGAUCUGGAUAAUCAUUUGAAUCUCCUGCUGACACAAAGGGACCAAAAUCUCACCUACACUGCAUGCCAUUUUAAAAAUGUACUGUACACAGGCAGUGCUGUGUGUGUGUGUGUGUGUGUGUGUGUGUGUGUGUGUGUGUGUGUGUGUGUGUGUGUGUGUGUGUGUGUGUGUGUGUGUGGGGGUGUGUAUGGAUGCAUGCUUUCACAUGCAGGAGUGUGGUGGCUUCUGCAUGCCUUUCCUGCAUCUGUGUGUGUGAUUGCGUGUGUGCCUGAGAGAGAGAUGGGGAGGGGGGUCCAAAUUGUUAGAUACAAAGGAGUUUGUGAAUUUUGCGCUAGAGUCAGGCCAAAAGCCCUUGAGUUUUUUUUCUAUAUUUCUUUUGUAAGUAGAAUUUAUGAGUAGAAAUAAUGAAAAAAUACAUAUUUGCUGACUUGUUUUGCUGUUUUGUUGCUUAUGAGGGACUAUAGAUUCAUACAAAUAUACAAAUAUUUUUGAUGUUUUUUUUGUGAUUGAAUUGUAUUCUAUAAUAUAGACCAUUUAAAAUGCAUAAUGUAUGCACAGGACAUUUAGUGUGAAAAGAAUUGAUGAUACUACACUUGUCAAGUUACAGCAGUACUCAGAGAUACACUAUAAUGUUCGCAUUUCAUGUGGCACUUAAUAAAACCGCACAACCUAAAGCUU